AUGUACGUCACCAAUCAGACGUCUCCGUUAACGUACGUCACCACUCGGACUUCUCCGUUAACCUACGUCACCACUCGGACGUCUCCGUUAACCUACGUCACCACUCGGACGUCUCCGUUAACGUACGUCACCAAUCGGACGUCUCCGUUAAUGUAUGUCACCACUCGGUCGUCUCCGUUAAUGUAUGUCACCACUCGGACGUCUCCGUUAACCUACGUCACCACUCGGACUUCUCCGUUAACCUACGUCACCACUCGGUCGUCUCCGUUAAUGUACGUCACCAAUCAGACGUCUCCGUUAAUGUACGUCACCAAUCAGACGUCUCCGUUAAUGUACGUCACCACUCGGUCAUCUCCGUUAAUGUACGUCACCAAUCAGACGUCUCCGUUAAUAUACGUCACCACUCGGUCGUCUCCGUUAACCUACUUCACCAAUCAGACGUCUCCGUUAACGUACGUCACCACUCGGUCGUCUCCGUUAACCUACUUCACCAAUCAGACGUCUCCGUUAACUGUUCCAGGUUUUCCAGGGGCUCCCAGCGCUCCCCUCCCCCAGCCAGAGUGGCCCCAGCCCGGGGAGAAGGAGCAUCAGAGCCCCCUGUCCUCCUGGAGGAGCAGACCUGCAGUACAGCCCCCUCUGGUGGCCGAGAGGAGAACUGCAGCGCCUCACUCGGUCCUGAGACCUGAUCCAGUUCAGACCGGUUCAGUCCAGCAGCCAAUCAGCAUGUCCGACAGCAGCAGGGCGGUGAGGAGGUCAGUGUCGGGGUCCAACCUACGGUUCGAGGCCGUUCCUCUGGACCAGGAGGCCACAGAGGGAGCAGAGGUCACAUUCACCUGCCAAGUCUCGUCUGUCGCCGUUGCCGUGGCUACAUGGCUGAAGGACGGUGGGGCGGUGAGGACGGGGCCGGGUCUGCAGCAGAGACAGGACGCCACCCGUCUCACUCUCACCAUGGAGAGAGUGAGACAGGCGGACCAGGGAACCUACAGGUGUCAGCUGAUCACCACUGAAGGACUCACUGUUACCUCUGCAACAUGGACGCUCAGCGUACACAAACGGCGUGAUGAUGGCGUGUCUGUGUGUGCGGCGGAGAGAAUCCAGGUCAAAGGCAGACGGUCGGGUCAAAGGUCAGAGGUCAGAGGAGUGUGUGAGGCUCCACGCUUCAUCCGGCGCCUGGCCGACCUCAAGGUGAUGGACGGCAGCCGGGUUACCAUGACGGUGGAGCUGACUGGUGUCCCCCCUCCUGAGGUGGUCUGGCUCCAUGACGGUCUGGAGGUGACCGAGUCUGAGGACUUCCACCUCCUGAGGGAGGAGAACCGCUGCACGCUGAUGAUCCAGGAGGUUUUCCCCGAAGACAACGGGACCUACAGCUGCCGGGCCUGGAACCAGAACGGAGAGGCCCAGACCCAGGCCAGGCUCACUGUGGAAGAGCCCCAGGACGGCGUGCAGCCCUGGUUCAUCACCAAACCCAGAGCCGUGAGCGCCGUGGUGGGUCAGCACGUGCUCCUGUCCUGCGCCGUGGCCGGGGACCCGUUCCCUCAGCACGCCUGGACCCGCGGCGAGCCGAGCCGACCUCUGACCUCCGGGGGAGAUUACGAGCUGCUGCAGAAAGACGACGUGGUCUCGCUGCUGAUCAGGAGAGUUAGGAGGCAUCACGCUGGAGACUACCAGAUCACCCUGAGGUGA
Sander lucioperca (pikeperch) is the source of this 1683-nucleotide messenger RNA. Its product is annotated as myosin light chain kinase, smooth muscle-like. Bases 1 to 1683 code for a protein of 560 amino acids. Lineage: Eukaryota; Metazoa; Chordata; Actinopteri; Perciformes; Percidae. The transcript has 10 exons. The record is from RefSeq and is a predicted model, not a curated record.